AUGUCUUCCCCAGAGUAUCCUGAGCUAUACGCCGCCGCGCAUAAUUUUCCUGCAAUAGACAACCACGCUCACCCAUUGUUGAAGGACAAGCAUCGCCACGCUCUACCAUUCGAAGGCCUCAUUUCGGAGGCCGAAGGGGAGGCGCAACAAGACUCUGUACACACGAUAGCUUGCCUACGUGCCACUCAUCAACUCAGCGAACUGUAUAAACUCGAUCCAAAUACCACGACAUGGAGUGAUAUUAAGACAGCUAGGGAUAAGAUAGGUUACGAGGAGCUCUGCGAAACCUGCUUCAAGCCAACCGGAAUUCGAUGUAUCUUGAUCGACGACGGCCUGGUCAACACCAGCAACAAGCUAUUGGCGGAGGAGUAUCAUUGGCACGAUCGGUUCACACCGUCCCCCGCAAAGCGUUUGGUGAGAGUUGAAGCGGUGGCGGAGGAAAUUCUCAAGGAAGUGAUCAUACCUCAUCUCUCUACAGACCACCUACAAGUCACGCCCAUCCUUGAUGCUUUCAAGAGUAGAUUGUCGGAGACACUAACUGCAUGCGCUCACGACCCUAAUGUCGUCGGGUUCAAGUCGAUUGUUUGCUAUCGCACCGGUCUUGACGUCUCAACGUUCUCCCCGCCUGCCAGUCUAAAGUUCUCCCUACUCGAUAUAUUCAAGGUGUACAAAGACGAAGGGAAAAUCCGACUCGCGCAUAAGGCACUUAACGAUCACGUCGUACGGACUGCCUUGGAAGUUUCCACAAUGCACCGCAAACCUGUGCAAUUCCACACGGGACUGGGUGACAACGACAUCACUCUUGUCAACGCUUCGCCGUCCAAGCUGCAACCAAUCAUCAAGGCUUUCCCUGAUGCGACAUUCGUACUCCUACACUCAGCGUAUCCGUUCACUCGCGAAGCCGGCUAUCUGACAGCUGUCUACUCAAAUGUAUUCCUAGACUUCGGCGAGGUCUUUCCGUUUGUCUCCGGGCAUGGCCAGCGAGCGAUCAUACAACAGGUCCUAGAACUGUGUCCAACGAACAAGAUUUUAUGGUCUACGGAUGGGCAUUGGUGGCCAGAAUCCUUUUACCUUGGUACUAUCCAGGCGCGCCAGGCUCUAUAUGAAGCCCUCGCCGAUGUCGUCAGACACGGGGAAAUCACCGAGGCACAGGCUGUUCAGAUUGUUCGAAAUGCUCUGUUCUACAAUGCUAAUAGGGUGUACGCUUUGGGGUUGGAGCCGGGAAUAUCUGCUUAA
Pleurotus ostreatus (oyster mushroom) is the source of this 1236-nucleotide messenger RNA. RefSeq lists its product as uncharacterized. Lineage: Eukaryota; Fungi; Basidiomycota; Agaricomycetes; Agaricales; Pleurotaceae. Bases 1 to 1236 code for a protein of 411 amino acids. The record is from RefSeq and is a predicted model, not a curated record. The transcript has 5 exons. Gene Ontology annotation, molecular function: hydrolase activity.